Molecule: messenger RNA, 5166 nt
Organism: Engraulis encrasicolus (European anchovy)
Lineage: Eukaryota; Metazoa; Chordata; Actinopteri; Clupeiformes; Engraulidae
Gene: zdhhc8b
Product: zinc finger DHHC-type palmitoyltransferase 8b
Exons: 11
Coding region: 189-2855 (888 amino acids)
Biological process (GO): protein palmitoylation
Molecular function (GO): palmitoyltransferase activity
Source: RefSeq, a predicted model, not a curated record
GGGUGGGAUUUUCAGUCUUUACAGCGCCGUGUGUUUCAGCCUGACUAUCAACCUUUAGUGAAAAUUAACGGUAUAGCUGCGAGGAACUGGCGAAACCAUACGAGUUCAAGGGUCGCGCGGCGGAACAGACCUACACAUUUAUGCAUCAACGAUAGGAAUAAAUAAUUAAGGAAUGUGGACAUUACAGAAUGCCCAACAGCGCUGGAAAGAGAUUUAAACCCACCAAAUAUAUCCCGGUGUCCACUGCAGCCACUCUUCUUGUUGGAUCCACCACUUUAUUCUUCGUUUUUACGUGUCCCUGGCUUACGAAGGCGAUCUCCCCAGCUGUGCCCCUCUACAAUGGCAUCGUCUUCCUCUUCGUGCUGGCCAACUUCAGCAUGGCUACCUUCAUGGACCCGGGCGUCUUUCCCAGAGCCAACGAGGACGAGGACAAGGACGACGACUUCCGGGCGCCGCUCUACAAGAACGUGGAGAUCAAGGGCGUCCAGGUGCGCAUGAAGUGGUGUGCCACCUGCCACUUCUACCGCCCGCCCCGCUGCUCACACUGCAGCGUGUGCGACAACUGUGUGGAGGACUUUGAUCACCACUGUCCGUGGGUGAACAACUGCAUCGGUCGCCGUAACUACCGCUACUUCUUCCUGUUCCUGCUGUCCCUGAGCACCCACAUGGUGGGGGUCUUCUCCUUCGGCCUGCUCUUCGUCCUGCACCAUCUGGAGAGGCUCGGCGCGCUGCACACCACCGUCACUCUGGUGGUCAUGUGUAUAUCUGGGCUGUUUUUCAUCCCUGUGGUGGGACUGACCGGCUUCCAUAUGGUGCUCGUUGCCCGAGGUCGCACGACAAACGAGCAGGUGACUGGAAAGUUCCGCGGAGGAGUGAAUCCAUUCACUAGGGGUUGCUGUGGCAACGUCAAGUAUGUCUUGUGCAGUCCCCUGGCUCCCAGGUACAUGGUGGAGCCCAAGAAGAAGCCCCCGGUGCCCAUCCAGCCCCCGUUCCUGCGGCCAGACCUCUCCGAGAGGCAGCUCACCAUCAAGAUCAGCGACAACGGCAUCCACAGCAGCAUCCUACGCACUAAAUCUAAAAGCAGUCUCGCUGACAUGGAUGACAAAGGGAUGGAGAUGCAGCCGCCUCUUCCCCCCAAAGCAGAGCGCUACAACCACAUGAAGAACAACAACCAGCUCACAUCCAGUGAGGAGAGUUCCUUGUCCAGCAAUCCAGUGAACCCUUCCACCCCGGCCAUGUACAAGUACCGCCCAUCUUUUGGCACCAUGCCGAAAGUCCACUACCAUGCAACCGGAGAGAAGAUCGUCAUGGCGGAUGACUGCAAGGCGUCGGCCAUCUUGGAGGAGCGCGGCCACGACUACCGCUCGGAGCCCAACCUGGACCUGCCGGACUACAGCAGUACUCCGCUGCACCGCACCUUCCAGUCCUCCCCGCAGCAGCUGGACUCCUACGGCAUGACCACGCGCUCCCUCAGCCUGAAGCAGCACCGGCACGCGGGCGACAAGUCCCACCUGGGGCCGACCAAGUCAGAGGCCGCGGGCACCUCCCCCAUGCCCUACACCAAGGGCGGCGGCGGCGGCGGCGGCAUCUACAUGCCAGGCACCUUGUCCAACCGCAACGGUAGCCUGUCCUACGACAGCCUGCUCAACCCCAGCUUCAGCUCUCCGUCGCCGGUGGGCGAGUGCGCCAUCCACCCGGGCGUGCCUUCCAUGGGCUUCCACUCGCCCUACCUGCCCACCAAGAUGUGCCACGUGCGGGGCCCCGAGUCCCAGCACCACCAGCACCAGCUCCAGCACCACCACCAGCAGCGCCGCACCCCUCCCCUGCCCAGCCCCGUUUCCAGCCAGGCCAACGCCACCGUCACGGUCACGGCCGUGCCCGUCAGCGCCAGCGUCACCACCUCCUACAGCCCCGUGCGGGUGGGCGCCUACAAGGGCCGGCGGUCCCCCCAUCCCGCCCUGUCCCCCACCACCCACGAGCGCGACCCCUCCCCCGUGCGCUACGACAACCUCUCCAAGACCAUCAUGGCCUCCAUCCAGGAGCGCAAGGAGCUGGAGGAGAGGGAGAAACUCAUGCACCUGCACGGCCACAGUCACGGCCUCGGGCACCACCACCUCCACCGCAGCCAGCAGCACUCCUAUGCUGCCGGAGGGGACUCGGGCGUAUUCGACGCCUGCAGCUACGGACUGCCGCCCACCGGCGUCUGUUACUCCGACGGACACCCCCGGGGGCCCGGCUCGUCAUCGACGCAGGGCUCCGCGUCGGCCUCCGGCUACGGUGGCUCGCUGGGGUCAUCCUCCGUCGGGGGCUACGCCGGCUCUCGGGAGAACCUGGUGGGAAGCAUCGGAGGAGGAGGAGGUGGGGGGAUGAUGGGGUACGGGGCGCGGACGCCCGUGCUGCGCUCCACAGCGGCGGCCUCCUCGCUGGCCCGCGCCCCCAGGACUUCAUCAGGCUCGCUGCACACGGACAGCAGCAGCGGAGUGUCGAGCGGGCGCCAAGGGGAUCCCCCGUCCUACCGCUCCCCGGUCCAUCACCCUCACCCGCACCCACACCCACACCACCACCACCCCUCCUCCUCCUCCUCCCCAGGGCCCAUGCCCCGCUCCCCGUCCUACAACCACCACCAGAAGGUCUCCUUCAUCAGCGCCCUGGAGAGGAGCGACUCGCCACGCAUGGGCUCCUCCAGGGAGGACAUGACCCAAGGGAAAGUGAAUGGACAGCCCAAGGGCCAAAUGCGAGACUGCCACCUAGGGACGACCUCCGGUACCCCGGGCACCCCUCUUAGCCCUGCCCGCCACACCAGUGUCAAAAAGGUGUCGGGGGUGGGGGGCACCACCUAUGAGAUCUCGGUCUGAGAGAAAGAGAUUUGCAGAGUCUUGCAACCAGAAGUGUUGCCCGCCCACCCACACACCCGGCUCCCCCCAGCCGCAAUGCCAUCCACAGGAGGUAGCACUGCCAAGGCAAACACUACCACUACUGUACGUGUGCAGGAAAAAAAAGACAGGCUCGUGUCGUGUGGCCUUUCUUCAUUUCGAUCACCUCAUCCGAUUACUGUACAGUGAGAAGCUAUCAGAAGCUGGCCGAGCUGCGUUUCCGAAUUCGGGAAACGACCGUCUAAAAAAAAAAGAGAGAGAAAAGAAAACAGACCUCUUUUGACCUCUGUUGUUUUGGCCAAGUGCAUGUGUAAUGUGUUUCAAGUGUGUUUGUGAGUGGGAUUAAAAAAAGAAAACUGCCAUCGUUUGGAAAAAAGAGUCAACAGCUGUGCUGCUCCCUGGCUGGCUCAUGUUGUGGUGUUAUACGCCCUUAGCAAAAAAGAAACAAACAAACAAACAAAGUAAAUGGGGGAAAGAAUGGUGGGGCUCCUGUGUUGAUGUUGAUAAAGUAGCACACACAUGCUACCAUACAGAGAGAAUAGGGGAGAGGCUAGGUUCAGCCUCUUCCUCUCCUAAAAAGCUAUAUUUGAUGUCUAUUUUUCAUUCUGUCUGUUCUAUUACCAGGUAAUGUACUACAUUGCCACAGUGGGGGAAGGAAAAAGGUGCUGACGCAGUACUCGUUUUAGUCCAUCUGUUGAUUUCUUUCUGAACGUCCCCUUCACAAAUGUAUACAGUAAUGUUAUAAAAAAGACUUUGAAAUAUUUUUAUUUUCUUGCUGACAUAAUUUUUUGUUGCUUCUGUUCCGCCAUUUUGUAUUAUUCUCAGUGUUUGAACUCCACCCUUGAGAACCUGUUAUGUUGAAAGCAUCGCCUGUGCUCCUGUGCAUUUGAGGCAUAUCACUAGGUUGUAAGCUAGUCUUUUGAACAAGAGUUUUGUUCUGUUUGUUCGUUUAGCCUAUUUUUUUUGUUUGUUUGUUUCAGCUAAUUAUUCUUUUGGGAAAAAAGAUGAUAAUACAUGCCCAGUGCUUACAGCUGGUCUUAACACCCCAUUUGCACUGAUAAUAAAAAUCAGCAUAAGGCAGGGCAGGAGGAUAUCAUACCGUGUAGUGUAGUGUAGCCAGGCCCGCCAACAGGGAGGGGCAAAGGGGUAUGUUGUCCUGGGCCCAGAGAGAUAGGGGGCCCAGAAAUGGGUCCCCAUUACAUUGUAUGCAUUGGGUAGGGGGCCCUUUCAGAUUACUUUGUCCUUGGCCCAGCAAAAGCUGUCAGCGGCCCUGAGUGUAGUAUGGUGUGGUGUCACCUCCCAACCUUCGGCCUCCACGCUAAUCUUGCUCCAGAUUGGUUUUCUAACAUCGCCCAGGUUCCAUGACGCAGGUGGCCCAGCAGGCAAUGGGUGUCGUGGGCCAAAGUGUUGUGUCCAUGUCAGACUGCCCAGUCUCAAUUCUGUGUGGCCCUCGACUCGCCCACUACCGUCAGCCAUGAUGGCUCAGGGUGUGUUUGUGUUUGUUUUUGUUUUUGUUAUUUCUUUUUUUUUUAAAUGUAGUCAUUUGUUGGAGCAAAUCUAUUGCAACUGUGGUUUGCAUUUAUUUGAACGUUUUUUGUAUUUAUUUUCAUGUGGCAUCAGUACAAAUUAGAUACAUCUGCCAUAGAUUUUUUUCCCCGUGUUUGAUCCAUAGCCACAUGGCGAUUUCAAGUAUACAGGUCAAGCAUUUGUUGUUUUUUAUGAGUUUUAAUUUUUUAUACCCAGCUUUUCAAUUGUUUCAUACAUUCUGCUUUUUAUACAGAUAUUCAAGGAAAGAGUGAAUGUUUGUAUUUUGAGUGGAUUUUGUGCAUAAUUUAAAAGAAUAUAUAUAUAUGAAUGAAUGAAAAACAAAGCACUCAAAACCAAUAUUUGGGUUGUAGAAGGUAUAAUUUUAUGUUGAAAAAAAUAUUUUUGCGGUGUAUAAAAAAAUAAAAUGGUGAAGAAAUUAUGAAGCGAUGUACUCCAUGGGUUUGAAUGUUGUGGGAAAACCUUGAUUCAGGAGGGAGGCCUGCACAGACUAACCUGAUGUGCUUAUAUAGUUGGUUUUUCGCAUACCUUGUCUGCCUGUAUUUUUGUGUAAUUCAUCAAAACGCCCCAGACAAAAAAAAAACAACAACAAUAAAAUACAAUGAUACCCUGCCAUUUCCUAGAAGCUGUCUGGCACAGCACACAAACGUGUAUUAUGUGAUGAAUAAAGUCAUGGAAAUUACAGGAUUUGGCUGAAUUGAAGAAUUCCUUUCUGAACAAAUGAACAUGAUAGUUUGAUAUCAAGGUA